AAGAUAGCAGAUCACAAUAGCCUAUAAAACUGAAAGGUUAGACAAUGAAACUGAUAAUACUAAAUGAAAAGAUAAUAAAAAUAAACCUUUAUUUGGAAGAGUGUUAGAAUCAGCUUCACCUGUGCAGCUGCGGUGGCUUGAAACAGUGAUUGUGUUACCAACCACUGCCUCAGCGCUCUGUUCACAGUACAAAACACUGACCCAAAUGGAGCUAAAAGUUAAGGUUGUUCAGAGUACGACACACGUGUUGCACACUAUCAAUUUCAAGUCCGCUAGGUCGAUGAUUUAACAUGAGACUAGAAGAACUGACUCUAGAAGUCACAAAUUGCACACAACAGUAUUGUGCAGUACUCAAAUGUGUUUGAGUCUGAUGAGGGGGAACAACACGAUCACUCCACCUGCCUGUCCGGUGGGGGAAUCGAACCGGCGACCUUCCGAAAGCAAGCCCAUUCUCCAACCUCUAGGCCACGCCCGCCCCCGACACGCUUGUUUUUGAUGACCGAUGAAAUGGAACUCUUAAAAGUCCUGGAACUCCUGUGCUUUGAUGGCUCUGAUGUUUCACAGCGAAAACAUUCCGCUGUAGUCUCAUCAGGUGUUCCUUUGAUACCAACACAGCAGUUUGCACUACGAUCUCCACCAGAUUCGACGGCAUCACACAACGUUUCUGACAAAACCACUCGUACGACGUUUUGACGACGCGAUCCUUCAGAAAUAUUCCUUUUUCUGCGACCAAACAAGCUUCCUUGAAUUCAGCUGUUGUAUCUUUUCAGUUACAAUGGACAGAGGAGAUGGACCCCACAACGGUGCUAACCACAAUGCUCCUGACCUCGUUAUGCCAGACUUAGGAGACGGACCCCACGUUGGCCCUAACCAUGCUGGACCGGUACAUAACCCACAGCAGGAAAUACUGCAGGUCAUUGAACAGUAUGGGCGAUUUGACGCUCGAACCAUUCACUGGCUGCGGUACGUCCUCAUCAAUGGACUUGUGAUGGAAGCCAUUGCUUACCUGAGACAAAUUAGAGAUGAACUGGCUUACAAUAAUUAUGAUGACUAUGAGGAAGAAGAUGAGGAAGAUGAAGAAGAUGAAGAAGAUGAAGUUGGUCAACAGUUUGAAAAUGCUCCUGCUGAGCCUCGAGUUCACUUGGAGGUCAACCGUCCCGUGGAAGCAGAAGAUCCCCUGCCUGGAGGAUCCAGGAGGAAUGAACUGCCUGGUGCCAUCUCUGACAGUGACGUCGACAGUGAUGCUGAGGAAGAUGCACCCUCCACCAGCUCAGUGCCUGGAGGAUCAAGGAGGAGGUCAAGAGAGGAAGAUGAAGGAGAUAAGAUGAGCAGGAAACGAUUCAGGUUCUGGAAUGAUGCCGUCUCAGACAGUGACGCUGACAGUGACGCUGACAGCGACGCUGACAGCGACACAGACAGCGACACAGACGAUGAAGAACCAGUGCGAGCACAUUCUUCUCGCCAACUGUCUGGAGGAACCAGCAAGAGGAGAAGAGAGGAGGAGGAGGAUGAUGACGACGGCAGAGGCAGCAAACAACCCAAACGCCGACGCUAUUAGACUUUAUCUUAAAAUAAAAAUAUAAAAUACAAUAUUUCUCUAUGAAAUGUGGUGAAGUAGAGGUAUGAAAUGUAAAGCAUAAGUUGUAUAUAGUAAAUUUAUAAGGAUAAAUUUGACUCAAACUUAAAA
Molecule: messenger RNA, 1687 nt
Organism: Scatophagus argus
Lineage: Eukaryota; Metazoa; Chordata; Actinopteri; Scatophagidae
Product: fibrinogen-binding protein-like
Exons: 4
Coding region: 776-1558 (260 amino acids)
Source: RefSeq, a predicted model, not a curated record